AUGGAAUGUGUGAAAUUAGAAUUGCAUGAAAGAAAGCAAAUAGACGAUGUAAUUAACUUCUUCACCUAAACAAGCGAAGUAAAUGCCCUUGUAGGGGAUGAUGAUUAAUAUGAAAACUAUCUCAAGCAAUCUAUAGUGUAAAAAGGCAAUAAAUUUUCUUAAGAAUUUGGAAAAUAAUAAAAUUAAAAUUAGACUGAAAACUAUCAAAGAAGCAAUUUAAAUGCUCAAACAGAUGAUUACUAAAUUUGUUAGACCAAGCAUAAUUAUCAAUCAACUAGCUUACCUGGGCUACCUCCUAUUUAGAGCAAGAAUAAAAAUUAAUUGGUAUUGCUUUAGUUAAGACAUAACUCUAGAUAAGGUGUUACUUUCAAUGAAGGUAAGAUUGUUAAUCCAUUUAUGGAUGACUAUGCUUCAGACCAAUAGUAGUAAUAACAGAAUAGCAUAAAAUAUCAAUAAUAAUAGAUUUAAACCUAGACAGUUCCGAUGAGUCGUGCUGGGUCUAAAAGAAAUAUUUUUGAAUUUAUGAAAAAUACAUUAGCAUCUACCAAGAUUAACAAUAUGUAAGUGUAUUAAACUAGCAACAAUCAUUUUCAAACUGAAAAAGAGAAAGACAGGAAAAUUAGUGUUCAAUAAAAUAGAGUAAAAACAUCUUAGAGCUAGAAGAGGAACCCAUUGUAAAAUGUCAAAUCUGAUAUCAAUAUUAAGAUAAAAGCAAAAGUACUUGCCAAGGAAAUCCCAUUGUAUUCUUCAUAAUAAUAUUUAACUCAAUAAAACAAUUAAUCUCGAGAAAUUUAAAGUAGAUCAAUCACAAAUCAAUCUAAUUCCUUCAAAUAGAGUCUUUCUUAGUCCAAUAAGACCUCCUCAACUCUUAGAAAAACCAGUCAUAAGCUAGUACUCACUAAGGAAAGAGGCCUAAUAAAAUCUUUACUCCAUUAAAGAAAAUAGAAAAUACAACUGAUCGAGAUACUGCAAUAAAUUCAACUUCAUAAAAGUAGAGUUAAAUUCAAAGAAGUUUUAUCAUGCAAAGAAGAUUAGAAUUUAUUGCAAGUUUCUACGAUUUAAAGCCCUCUCUCAAUUGAGGAUCGUAUCUAAUCAGCAUCUUAUGAUUAAUCAGAUAUCAACACAAAAAGAAGUAGUCUGCUGACUGGGCAAAUUGAGUUCUCAACAGAUGCUGAUUAAUUUUAUCAUUCUUAGUAAAAUACAAAUAGAAGAUCAAAAUAACUAAGCUACCUAGAAUAAAUUGAUAGUUUAAACUAAAAAACUAAGUAUAAUGAUUUACAAAAACAUAAUCAUAAUAGUUAAGAUCCUGAGAGCUAUGAUUUUUAGAGUGAAACAAUAAGCCAUCUAAGAUCAACUAUUUAAGAUCAUAAGUAGUAUCAACCUUAGCCAAUAGAUCUUAUCAUUAAAAAACAGAGUAAUUAUUAGACUAAUCCAAUUUCUGAACCUUAAGAUUAAAAGAUGAUAGUUAUAUUUUAGGAUGGCCAAUGGAUAAAGAGUAGAGCAGAUUUAAAAUCUCAACAAAUAAACCAACGAUAAAGCCUUCCUGAGAAUGGUGGUAAUAAUAAAAAUUAAUUGACACAUAUUCUUUAAUAAAAUGUUGCAUGCCCAGUUAUUAAUUAAAGUGAAAGAAAUUAAUCAGAUAUCAAAAUAAGACCUAAAACUAACUAAUCAUCAGCUAGUCUACAUAAUAAAUGUCCUAAUCCGCAAUAGUUUAUUUUCGAUUCUGGAGUUAUUGAUUAUUCAUAGCUAUAUAAGAGCUUUUAUGAUAUCUUCAUGAUACCUCAUAUUUAGAAUCGAUAAUACUCAAGCUAGAAAAGUUUCAUUGGAAAUAUCAAGGAUUUAAAAUAGAUUAUUGUUGAAAACUAAAAGCUAUAUUCCACAUUUUCACAAUUAAUCUAUUUGCAAGACAACGAUGAUAUCUAGCUAUCAAACUUUCAAGGUAUCUAAGGAGGGUAAUUAGGGAAUUAAGGUAUGGAAUCUAGGACUAUUUAAGCUGUAUAGAUCAAACAAAGAUAUCAAAAAUUAAAAUAAAAUCUUUCGAUCUAAAAUUUUGGUGCCUUUGAUACAAAUCAUAAUGUGUCCUCUCCUAGUAAUGGUAGUAGGGCUCCAGAUUUUAGAAUAGACUAGCUAAUUGAUCUUAAUCGAUAGGCAGAACUAUAUUUUAGAGUAGUUAAGGAAAAACCUGAAGUAUAUGAUAUCAUAACUUUGGUUUUUGGAAGAUAAUUUAGUGAUAAGUGGAAAGAACUGCCUCAUGGUGUUGAAUUGACGUAGAGCUGGAAUUUGCUAUGGACUUGGUCCAAGAUAAAAUCUUCACUUGAUAAUUUAUUAGUUUGGCAGCGGUUUAAUCACUAUCCAGAAAAUAAAAAUAUAACCAGGAAAGAUCUGCUAAAAAAGAACAUAGAAAAAGUAUAGAAAAUUUGUAAGAAAUCGAAAUAGUUAUUUGACAUAAUUCCUAUGACUUUCAUAUUACCACAAGAAUACACUCAGCUUUUGUAAUCUUUUCAUCAAGCAGAAAAGGAGGAUGGCCCUUAGUUAAAUUAUUGGAUAGUAAAACCUCCUGGAAAGUCAAGAGGGAGAGGUAUACAUGUUGUAAAUGAUACUGAAGCAUUUAGAACUAUUGAACCACUUGUAGUCUAAAAAUAUCUUAAAAACCCAUUCUUACUCAAUGGACAUAAAUUUGACAUGAGAAUUUAUGUUCUAGUAACAUCGUUUAAUCCCCUUGAAUGCUUUAUUUAUAAAGAGGGAUUAGCAAGAUUUUCAACCGUUCCAUUUUCACUAGAUCCAUCUAAAAUGUCUAAUAGACUUAUUCAUUUAACUAAUUACUCUGUUCAGAAAACCUAAUUUAUGUCUUCAAACCUUUAAAAUAGUGCUGGAGUCUAAGUUUAAACUGAUUCUUCUGGAGAAAAAGGUUUCAAUGCAAGAUCUAAUGGGUGGAUAGGUUCUGCUUUUAAAUCAGGCUGUUCUGGUUCUAAAUUAUCCCUAAGUAAUUUGAGAUCAGCUUUACAUUAGAAAUAUGUAUCUUGGGAAUCAGAGAUAUGGCCUUAAGUUAAAGAGAUUGUUUUAAAGACAUUAAUCGCUGGCUCAUACAACAACUAAAUUCCUUACAAUCCCUGUGCUUUUGAACUCUAUGGUUAUGAUAUCAUUAUUGAUUCUAAGAAAAAGUGUUGGCUGAUUGAGGUUAAUUCUUCUCCUAGUUUAGCAACUGACUCUUAAUUAGACGAAGUUAUUAAAAGAGCACUUAUUAAAGACACAAUAAGUGUAGUUGAUCCAGUCGAUUUUGAUCGUAAGAAAUUAGCAGAUGUGCUUUUAAGGAGAUUAAAUGAGUAUCAUAAUGGUGUGAAUAGAUAUAACAACAGAUAAAAUAGCUAAUAGCAAUAAAUGAAUCAAAUGAAUCGAGAUAUUACCUACAUUUUAAAUGGUAAAGUUCCCAGGUAAUUUGGAUAGAUGCCCAUGUACCCUGGAAAUUAUGAAAUGAUCGCCCCUUCGCCUUUAGUCGAUAAAUUAUUGUAAACUAUAAAUCAAAAGGAUAAAUGA
This is a messenger RNA of Stylonychia lemnae, 3534 nucleotides long. Lineage: Eukaryota; Ciliophora; Spirotrichea; Sporadotrichida; Oxytrichidae. The record is from the annotation of a GenBank genome assembly.